Messenger RNA from Populus nigra (black poplar), 1698 nucleotides. Its product is annotated as probable protein phosphatase 2C 80. The transcript has 6 exons. Lineage: Eukaryota; Viridiplantae; Streptophyta; Magnoliopsida; Malpighiales; Salicaceae. The record is from RefSeq and is a predicted model, not a curated record. The coding region runs from base 300 to 1571 and encodes 423 amino acids.
CUAUUUGGACACAAGCAAAGCCUAGGCACACACGAGAGAGAGACGGAGAGAGUGGGGGGGGGGGGGGGCUCCGACGAGAAAGACCACCCAGAUACCUUCUUCGGAGCUUCCAUUAUCUAACCACAAAACAAAAGUUUCAGUCUUUUAGGUUUUCUCACCAUCAAUCUCUCUAAAAAUCCGAAAAAGGUUCUUGAGAAGUAUUUGUUGUUACAGCAGGACUUGUUCAUAUUUUAUAUUGGACGUAAUGAAAUUUAUUGUUUUGGCUAAAAGAGUGACUGAAUUUCGGUUAAGAGGAUAAGAUGCCAUCUGGGGUUCUUUUGAAACUGAAUUUUGGAUUAAGGAGAGCGAUUGUUGGUAGAAAUUCGAUUCCUUUGGUGUCGAAGACUAGCCAAUUUUCAUCAAGGAGAUCUCUUGUUAGGAGUUCAAUGGCUGCUUCCAGUUCUAAAGCUGUCUUUGGUGAUGUUCAUAUUGAUGACAUGAUUGCCACUUGUGGGAAUGGAUUGGAGUUUUCAAAACCCAGUGCUGCUUUUUUCUCUGAUAGAAGUCGUUCUAGUUGUCUAAAAGCGAGUGUUAAAAUGAGAAAUAGGGAGUUGCCAAAUAGUCGUUUGGUGUGUGGAAACUUUAUGCUUGAUGCAAUGAGAGGGAACGGUAAGGCAAAUAAUUUAGUUGUUGGAACAUUGUUGAAGAAAUUGUAUUCUUCGUCUUCUGUGUGUUUCUCUGCUGGGGCUGCUCAAGAUGUGUUAUUUGAUGGGAAUUCUCGCGAGGAACAGCUGGUGGACUCCACUGUGGUAUCUGGCCAGAAUACUGUUGAUGACAGAAACUUGAAGCUGCUCUCUGGAUCAUGUUACUUGCCACAUCCUGAUAAGGAGGAGACUGGUGGGGAAGAUGCUCACUUCAUAUGUGAAGAUGAACAAGCUAUAGGUGUAGCAGAUGGUGUAGGAGGCUGGGCAGAUGUAGGAGUCAAUGCAGGGGAAUUUUCUCGUGAACUUAUGUCUCAUUCAGUUAGUGCAAUUCAAGAGGAACCCAAUGGUUCCUUUGACCCAGCCAGGGUGUUGGAGAAGGCUCACGCAAAAACAAAAGCUCAGGGUUCUUCAACGGCCUGCAUCAUUACCCUUAAUAGUGAGGGAAUACGUGCUAUUAAUCUGGGAGACAGUGGAUUCAUGGUGGUGAGAGAUGGAUGUACUAUCUUUCGAUCCCCAGUGCAGCAGCAUGGCUUCAAUUUUACAUAUCAACUGGAAAGUGGCAAUGGAGGUGAUCUACCCAGCUCUGGGCAGGUUUUUACAAUUCCUGUUGCUCCUGGUGAUGUCAUUAUAGCUGGGACAGAUGGAUUAUUUGACAACUUAUAUAACAAUGAGGUUGCUGCUGUUGUGGUGCAUGCUAUAAGAACUGGCUUAGGGCCUGAAGCAGCUGCUCAGAAGAUUGCAGCUUUGGCACGCCAGCGAGCAGUGGAUAGGAACCAGCAGACACCGUUUUCCACUGCAGCUCAAGAUGCUGGGUACCGAUACUAUGGUGGCAAACUCGAUGACAUCACUGUCAUUGUGUCAUAUAUAACGAACUCCGCCAAUAUGUGAUUCUGUCUUCUCCUACAUGGCUACACUGUGUUCAUUGGCGUGGCUCGAAUGCUAUUAGUUCUGAGUUUUUGAUGAGAAACCAUGUUGAGGAAGUUCUUUAUAAUGGCGCUCUAUGUUCCUUUUACCA